AAAUCUGACACAACAAAGUCAGCAUACGAGAGUGUGUGUUUGUGCCUCUUUCAUUCUGAGCUCUCAACUGCUGCAUAAUCUAACUCAAUUUUCUUCCCCAUUCAAACCUUUCAUUUCCUCCAAUGUCCUCCAUAACCUAACAUAGAAUUCAUCACUUCCCAUAAAUUCUCAUGGAUUCUCUCCUCUCCCUUCAAAUCCCACCUAACACCUUCCCUCACCCACUCCCAACCACCCCCAAUUCCGCCGUGGCUCCACCCACACCCACCCCCAUUGCCGUCGGAACCUCAAUUCCAAACCUGCUUGUCCCAAAAUCCGAACCAUUGGACGAUUUCUUCGCCACCCAGAACCACCAACAACCCCACCAUGCGGCGGAGGACGAUGAACCCGAUAUAUACGGCGAGUUCUACCGGCUAUCCCAGCUCUUCCAUGCCGCCAUCAACAAAACCCUACCCCAGUUUGGAGCCGAGAAUACCAACACUCCACACCAGGACCUUGUUUUGCUCUUCGGGAAUCCCAAGAUUCCUGUUCCGGGCAUGUUUUCAAACUCUGGAAGCGGCCAUGUCGUGGAUCCUGAAGUAGUUGUUGUGGGGGAUCAGAAUUCGCUGUCCGGGGACGGCAAUGCUGCUGUUUCUGACCAGAGUUCGCGGGCGAUCGUGCCUGUUCCGGCGGCCUCGCCGUCGUCUUCGGCGGUGUCGGUGAGGCGGAGGAACAGUAGCAAGGUGAAGGAGCUGGUGAGGGUGAUGGAUUUAAGUGGGAAGGAUCAGAUGCAUUUCCGCCAGGAGGUGAGGCAGACGAGGAUGAUCUAUGAUUCCCUGCGUGUGCUGGCUGUGGUGGAGGAGGAGAAGAGGGCGGCUGAGGAGAAGAGGGCGGCUGAGGAGAAGAGGGUGUCUGAGGAGAAGAGGGUGGCUGAGGAGAAGAGAGCAGCUGAGGAGCUGAAUGCGGCGGCUGCCGCGCAACUUGCGGCCGAGCAACUCGCAUCCUAUCCGGAGGCUGGUCCUGUCGCUGCUUCCUAUCCGGAGGCUGUUCCUGUCGCUGCUGCUGUGCCGGAGGCUGCUCCAGUUGGCCGGCGCCACCGCUACCGCAUAAGAGGGGACCUGAGGGCAGCGGCAUUGAUGAGGGAGCGGGGUUUGUGGAUGAACCGUGCUAAAAGGAUUGUUGGGGCGAUUCCUGGUGUGUUUGUUGGGGAUUUGUUUCUUUUCAGGAUGGAGUUGUGCGUGGUUGGGUUGCAUGGUCAGAUACAGGCUGGGAUUGAUUAUCUUCCUGCUAGCAUGUGCUCCAAUGGAGAGCCAAUUGCCACUAGUGUCAUUGUUUCGGGUGGAUAUGAGGAUGACAUGGAUGAUGGUGAGGAGAUAAUCUACACUGGCCAUGGAGGGCAGGGGAAGAAUUCGUUUAAGCAAGUGUGUGAUCAGAAGUUGGAGGGAGGGAACCUUGCUUUGGAAAGGAGUAUGCAUUAUGGGAUCGAGGUAAGGGUGAUUCGAGGGAUGAGGGAUGAGGGGAGUGCUUCAGCUGCAGGUAAGGUUUAUGUUUAUGAUGGAUUGUAUAAGAUUGUUGCUUGCUGGUUCGAUGUGGGGAAGUCUGGUUUUGGAGUUUAUAAGUUUAAGCUUACGAGGAUUGAGGGGCAACCUAAGAUGGGUAGUGCUUUUUUGAAAGAGGCUAGGGAGAUUAGAAGAAAUGGCUUGGACUUCAAACCUACGCAUUGUCUUUCUGUGGAUAUUUCAAACAAGAAGGAGAAUGUUGCUAUUCGGCUUUUUAAUGACAUCGAUGACAAUCAGGACCCUCUUUAUUUUGAGUAUCUUCCGCGGACUAUUUUCCCUCAGUUUGUGUUUCAUCAGAGUGGGAAUGCUACUGGUUGUGAUUGUAUAGAUGGUUGUGUUGAUGGCUGCUUUUGCUCUAUGAAAAAUGGGGGCGAGCUCCCUUAUAAUCAACAUGGGUUUCUUGUGAGGGGAAAGCCUUUGAUUUUUGAAUGUGGCCCUUUUUGCAGCUGUCCUCCUCAUUGUCGCAAUCGUGCUACCCAAAAAGGUCUGAAAAGUAGGUUAGAAGUGUUUCGGUCUGUGCAGACGGGUUGGGGAGUUAGGUCCUUAGACAUUAUUCAUGCUGGUGCUUUUAUCUGUGAGUAUACAGGGGUUGUUUUGACUAGGGAGCAAGCGCAAAUUUUAACAAUGAAUGGUGACUCAUUGAUAUAUCCUAAUCGGUUUGCGUCAAAAUGGGCAGAAUGGGGGGAUUUAUCUCAGGUAUACCCUGAUUAUAAGAUCCCAUCAUAUCCUGAGGUGCCUCCUUUAGAUUAUUCUCUGGAUGUGUCAACUAUGAGGAAUGUUGCUUGCUAUAUUAGUCAUAGUUCAUCCCCAAAUGUAUUAGUUCAGUUUGUUCUGCAUGAUCACAACAAUUUGAUGUUCCCUCACCUUAUGCUAUUUGCAAUGGAGAACAUCCCUCCAAUGAGAGAACUCAGCCUUGAUUAUGGUGUAGCUGAUGAGUGGACAGGCAAGCUCUCUAUAUGUAAUGUAACUGAGUGAUUUUGAAAGGUUCGUGCAUUUCUAAUAUGUUGGAGGCGAGUUUUGGGCAUGGUUAACUGAGAUUAACCAUGAUUUUGAGAAGGUUUUCAACCUCACCAAACUUGUUGGAACUGUGGAAGUGCUUGCUAUAUGAACAGUUAUGUCAGGGUAUCCAAAAUCAGUUAAUAGCUUCUAUAUUAUCCUGGUGUUGCGUAACUCAUCUUGGCUAGUACAUAGCAUUUUGCUUUGUGGUUAUGAAGAUCAGGAAUUGAAGUUAUGGGUGUGCUUAAUUUUGAAAACUUCUGUAAUUAUUCUCUAAUUUGCUGUUGUAGUUUGUGUGUCCAUUACUGCUCUAGGGCAAAGCAUUUGCAAGUCUUAUCACCUUGUUUUGUAAGCAAGUUGCUUUGGAUUUAUUAACUUUUCUUUUGUUAGUGUAUAUAGUGAAAGUCUCAAGCUUGUACAGGGAUAAUGUUAAUGUUAACUUUUCUUUUAGAAAUAUUUAUUGUUCUUUUCCA
This is a messenger RNA of Lotus japonicus, 3004 nucleotides long. RefSeq names its product histone-lysine N-methyltransferase family member SUVH9-like. Bases 171 to 2510 code for a protein of 779 amino acids. The transcript is spliced from 2 exons. Gene Ontology annotation, molecular function: histone methyltransferase activity; zinc ion binding; protein binding. Lineage: Eukaryota; Viridiplantae; Streptophyta; Magnoliopsida; Fabales; Fabaceae. Gene Ontology annotation, cellular component: nucleus. The record is from RefSeq and is a predicted model, not a curated record.